Pogoniulus pusillus (Red-fronted tinkerbird) is the source of this 873-nucleotide messenger RNA. RefSeq names its product myosin regulatory light chain 2, smooth muscle minor isoform. The transcript is spliced from 4 exons. Gene Ontology annotation, cellular component: cytoplasm. Gene Ontology annotation, biological process: platelet aggregation. Gene Ontology annotation, molecular function: calcium ion binding. The record is from RefSeq and is a predicted model, not a curated record. NCBI's taxonomy places the organism in Eukaryota, Metazoa, Chordata, Aves, Piciformes, Lybiidae. The coding region runs from base 117 to 635 and encodes 172 amino acids.
CGCCGGGCCCGGCCCUUCCUUCCUGCCUCCCUCCCUCCCGCCGCCCCGGCUCCCCUUCGCUCCCUGCCGCGCCCGCACAGCAGCCGUUCCCGCAGCCCGCAGAGCCAGCAGCCAGCAUGUCCAGCAAAAGGGCCAAGACGAAGACCACCAAGAAGCGCCCCCAGCGCGCCACCUCCAACGUCUUUGCCAUGUUUGACCAGUCGCAGAUCCAGGAGUUCAAGGAGGCCUUCAACAUGAUCGACCAGAACAGGGAUGGCUUCAUUGACAAAGAGGACCUGCACGACAUGCUGGCCUCCCUCGGUAAGAACCCCACGGAUGAGUACCUGGAUGCCAUGAUGAACGAGGCCCCAGGCCCCAUCAACUUCACCAUGUUCCUCACCAUGUUCGGUGAGAAGCUGAACGGCACCGACCCCGAGGACGUCAUCAGGAACGCCUUCGCCUGCUUCGACGAGGAGGCCACAGGCUUCAUCCAGGAGGACUACCUGCGGGAGCUGCUGACCACCAUGGGCGACAGGUUCACGGAGGAGGAGGUGGACGAGCUGUACCGGGAGGCGCCCAUCGACAAGAAGGGCAACUUCAACUACAUCGAGUUCACGCGCAUCCUGAAGCACGGCGCCCGGGACAAGGACGACUGAGCCGCCCCGCGCCGCCCGCCCAGUCCUGCCUCUCUCACUCUAGUUAUCUGUUCUGAGCCACCUUAGGCACCUUCUGCACCUCUGUAAUCAGACUGGAAGUGGGGAAAAUCCUGGGGGGUGGAGAAGGGAGAGGGGACAAAGCUGCUGGCCUGCAGAGGAGCCUCAGCCUUCCUGGGGAGCUGGAUUUGGACACUUUUUGUAAGGAAAAACGUUUUGCAAUAAAGAUUUGCUAGAAACA